Messenger RNA from Polypterus senegalus (gray bichir), 3625 nucleotides. Its product is annotated as fibronectin-like. NCBI's taxonomy places the organism in Eukaryota, Metazoa, Chordata, Cladistia, Polypteriformes, Polypteridae. Bases 74 to 1957 code for a protein of 627 amino acids. The record is from RefSeq and is a predicted model, not a curated record. Gene Ontology annotation, molecular function: protein binding. The transcript is spliced from 10 exons.
GCCAUUGCUGUUCUCUUCUCCACGGCUGCAUCAAAGUGUCUGGGAGCUCCAUAAGUGCACUUUAACUUUGAAUAUGGAAGUCAAGCAGUUGGCAGCAUUUGUCUUCUUAGCUGCAGUGAUUACCACCCAGCUGGGUGCAGCAGAAAGAUUGUACUUCAAACAGAACAACAACUUGUCCUGGGAUAACGCGAGGAGUUACUGCCAGGCCUGUUUCAAGGAACUUGUGAGUGUGACACCUGACAACAGUGCUGUGCUGGGGAAUAUCCUGACCAAUGAUUCUUGGAUUGGGAUGAGAAAAAAGCUUGGUGGUCCUAUGGGCUGGUCCCGCUGGUCAGACAAUACUUUGCUUGUCUUCCAAAACUGGUAUCCUCAAAGUCCUGACCCUAACAAUACAGAAGACACCUGUGUCAAGCUACUUAGUUUUGGAGCCUGGCUUGAAGAAGACUGUAACUCCUUGCUGCCUUCCAUAUGUUAUGAAGAUCGUUUCUAUGGGAUGCUGAACAUCUCCAAUAUCAGAACAAGAAAUCUUACUCUUCAGUGGACUGCAGGCCCAGGCAACAUCUCUUACUACCGGGUCACGUAUUUAUCGAACUCUUUGAAUGUCGUGGCUUUGACAUAUAAUAUUCCUAAUCUGCUCCCGGGAACACUUUACGAGUUCAAAGUCUACCCUGUGAAGUGUGGCAGAGAUCUCAACGCAGAGAAUGCAUCAGCGUAUACACAACCUGAGGCGGUCACACAAUUGUCUGUCACUAAUAUAAGCACAACUUGGGCCUUACUCACAUGGAAAGAGCCGGAGGGGAACUGCUCUCAUUACCAGGUGAACGUUUCCAUGAAUGGCUCCUUUGUGAAAACUCCCCUUGAGUUGAAAAAUUUGAGUACAAACAUUACAGAUCUUCAGCCAGGCACCAACUACACUUUUACUGUCACUGCCCUGGUGGAGGACCGGUCCAUUGAAGGAGUCAACACUUCUGUCUGUAGCACAACAUACCCAGCUGCUGUCACAACCUUCAGUGUGUCAAAUUUUAACAGCACAUCAGUUGAGAUGAAUUAUACCAAGCCAGAAGGAAUAAUAAAUGGAUACAACAUUUCAGUCAGUGAAUAUAAUUCUUCUACAUUUGUUAGAAACGUUCUAUUGAGUGAAUCAAGCACAAAUACAUCCAUCACUAAUCUUAAUCCUGGCCUCAGCUACUUAUUCAGCAUUGCCACCUUUUCUGGGAAUCUUUCGAGCCUGUCAAAAAGUAUCAUUAAGGCAACCACUCCUUCUCCUCCCACCAAUUUGUCUGUAAUCGAAUGGCAUAGUGACAGCAUUACUGUGGCAUGGCAAGCUCCGAUUAAUAAUAUCUCAACUAACUAUAACUUGAGUGGCAACAAUUUAGAAGUCAUUCUUCCAGCCUCCACAAACAACUACACGUUUAAACAAUUGACAUCAGGAACUAAUUACACAAUUAGCAUCUACAGCUGUGUAUUUGAUCCAUACAACAAAAGCUACAUCAGAGGAAACGCAGCAUCCAUUAACGCACAUACAAGGCCAAAUCCUCCUACCAAUCUUAAAGUCACAAAAUGGAACACCACCUGCGCCAUUUUGGAAUGGAUGAAACCAGCCAACGCAGAAAAUGCUUUAAAUGAAUUUCAAGUAAACUAUACAAAUGUAUACUGGAAUGACCUGAAAAAUUUUACAACACAUGACACUUCAGUCACAUUAAGUUCCCUUUAUUCAGGAGCAAUUUAUACAGUUUAUGUGAGGACUAAAGCACAGGAUGAAUACAGCGAUCCAAUCAGCAUUAACUUCACAACUGAAAUGAAUGAAAAAGUUGUCAUAUUUGCUCUUCGUUGUACUUCCAGUACACUAAACGGAUGUGACGGAAAGGAUGCCAUAAAUGCAGCUAACUCUUCGCUGCAGUCUCACUUUGAACGCCAGUUACCAGGACUGAAUUUUACCUUGAGUUCUUUCAAUUGAUAAAUGAAGAUAUCUUAAGGAGUAAACAGAAGAAACUACAAGCUUUACUGUGAACUUUACCAAUAAUGUGGGUUAUUAUUAUGUCAGAUGCUUUGUCAUUCUAAAGGAUGUCUCAGUUGCAGCUCUGUUUGUAUCUUUAAUGGAAACCUUUUUAAUUUUCUGCUUCUAUUUCAGGACUUAGUUUGCAGAUUUAGAAUGCUGGCACAGAAUAAUAUGUGAGUUUUUUAAAAUGUGUCAUAACUGUGUGUAUAUUUCAAGUUUUUUUUUUGGAAGUGAAAUGUAGAAGGUGUGCUGGGAUAGGUUUAAGAAAUGUACUAACAGAAUUACUUUUUUUUAUGCUUCCAUUUUUGCUCUGCUGUUCUUGCUUGCUCCUUCUGAACCUGUCAAACCCAAAUUGUCCAACUUCAUAUGCAAGGAACCCUUCACAACCUCCGGCUCUCGCCACCGCUGUCUCCAUCGGCAUCUGCCAUGACACUCUGAGCCGUCUUCGACAUUCAUAAAUUCGGCUAGGAUGAUCCACCCCUGGAGCGCCAAUCACUUGCCCCUCCAUGGGGCUCCCAACCGCUCUGCCUCUUCUCCCUCACGCCAGCGCAGACACCUGAUACCUCGUUCUCACUCACUGUUCUUUUUUCUCCUCUUGUUCUGAUCCUUUAUUCCCUCCUAUUUCUGCUGUGCAGGCUGCUUUUAUACGGCUGACUGAGAGCAAGUGUGAUACGCUUCGACCUCUGAGGUGUGAAUGAGGAACCUCACUGAUCCGCUCACAUUCGCAUGUAAGUGCGCGAUCAGCCAAGCACCCCAAUCAGUCCUGGAGUGAUGUGUGCUGAACAAUACAACAAAAUUUAAAACAGCUUUCCCAGAGAUGCAUUCAUCACUCCCACACAUAACCCUUAUACAUACUCAGUUAAAAAACUGAUUGGAUUUGCAAAAUAAUGUAAACAAAAUUAAAGUGCAUAAAAUAUUUAAAGUGCAUUUGAGUAAUUGCACACAGGUUCUCACAUGAAAACAAGUCCAAGGCUAUUGAAAGUGAAAGUAUGGGCAAUGGGAUAGAAGGCCGAGAGUGAAGUUCUUGGACAGCUGAGGGGUAAAAGCUGUUCUUCAGUCCCAGAGGGUAGCAAUGUGAAGACGUGGAGUAAUGUCGCAGAUAAUUCUGCAGGCCUUGUUGUAGAAGCGUGACCUGUAGAUGUCUUUUACAUGGAGGAGAGAGAGUCCAAUUAUUUUUUGUGCUGUGUCGACCACCCUCUGGAGGGCUGCCCUGUCUGCCUUUGAACAGUUUCCAAACUAUGCUAGGAUGGAGUAGGUCAGUAAGCCCUCUAUUGAGCAGUGAUGUGGUUUUUCCUCAGUAUCCUGAGGAAGUUCAAUCUUUGCUGGGCCUUAUUCACUGCAGCAGUGGUGUUUAUACUCCAUUUUAGGUUACUGCUGAUGUGGAUCCCUAGAAACUUAAAACUGGCACCUGCUCCACCUCUUGGUCUCCUAUCCUGAGUAGCAGGAUAAAAACCACACUUGGCCACUGUCGGAGAUGGCUGGGGGGGCGACCCAUCUGGGACGCCCAGGAGGACCGGAGGAGGGCUUAUGUCUUCUCCACGGCGACCGCCCUGGUACUUUUGAGGGCCACGGGUACAGAGCUUUGAAGCUCAACCCAGUAGAGGCCUAUGGUCACUGCCAGGGGGC